Molecule: messenger RNA, 417 nt
Organism: Kluyveromyces lactis
Lineage: Eukaryota; Fungi; Ascomycota; Saccharomycetes; Saccharomycetales; Saccharomycetaceae
Gene: RPL14A
Product: 60S ribosomal protein eL14
Exons: 2
Coding region: 1-417 (138 amino acids)
Biological process (GO): translation; ribosomal large subunit biogenesis
Cellular component (GO): ribosome; cytosolic large ribosomal subunit
Molecular function (GO): RNA binding; structural constituent of ribosome
Source: RefSeq, a predicted model, not a curated record
AUGUCCACUGAUUCUGUUGUUAAAGCUUCUAACUGGAGAUUGGUCGAAGUUGGCCGUGUUGUUUUGGUUAAACAAGGCCAAUCCGCCGGCAAGUUGGCCACUAUUGUUGAAAUCAUUGACCAAAAGAGAGCUUUGAUUGAUGGUCCAACCACUGGUGUCCCAAGACAAGCUAUCAACUUAGGUCAAGUCGUUUUGACUCCAUUGACCUUUGCUGUUCCAAGAGGUGCUAAGUCUGCUACUGUUUCAAAGAAGUGGGCUGCUGCUGGUGUCUCUGAAAAAUGGGCUACUUCUUCCUGGGCUAAGAAGAUCGCUCAAAGAGAAAGACGUGCUGCUUUGUCUGACUUCGAAAGAUUCCAAGUUUUGGUUUUGAAGAAGCAAAAGAGAUACGCUGUUAAGAAGGCUGUUGCCAAGGCUUAA